UUUCCUUUCAUCUCAUCUUCUCUUUGAUUUAUUGAAAUUUUCGUAAAAAUUUUGUUGAUUCUGGAACCCUAGACCUUCUGUACUUUGAUUUUUUUAUUUGAUUGAUUUUUGGAUGGCUUUGGUUCGUUCUGGUCUACUUAAUAUCUUCUAAGUCUGAGCGGAAUUUCGUCGUUUCUGGCCGCUUCUGAUGGAUGGAAUUGUUGUGAGUUGAUGUUUCCUCUCUUCCUUUCUGGUAAAUCAAAGCAAGUAUAUAGUAGCACUGAAGGUGAUUUUUAGGGAACAGAUGAAGAAGUACGGGAUUCAUCGUCAGUUAAUGAGAGAGAUGGAGAUCCAGACCAGUCUUCGGCACCCCAACAUCCUACGUCUCUACGGAUGGUUUCAUGAUGCCGAACGGAUUUUCAUGAUAUUGGAAUACGCUCACCGCGGUGAGCUUUAUAGGGAACUUAGGAAAAAUGGUCAUCUCAGCGAGAAGCAAGCGGCCACUUACAUGUUAAGCCUCACACAAGCAUUGGCAUACUGCCAUGAGAAGGAUGUAAUUCACAGGGACAUUAAGCCAGAAAAUUUGCUGCUUGAUCACGAGGGCCGGUUGAAAAUUGGAGAUUUUGGAUGGGCUGUACAGUCAAGAAGCAAGAGAUAUACCAUGUGUGGAACUCUGGAUUAUUUAGCCCCAGAAAUGGUGGAGAAUAAAGGUCAUGACUUUGCCAUAGAUAAUUGGACGAUGGGCAUCCUUUGCUAUGAAUUCCUUUAUGGAGUCCCUCCAUUUGAAGCUGAGAGUCAAAGUGACACGUUUCAAAGGAUAAGGAAGGUUGAAUUAAAUUUUCCUUCGACUCCUCGUAUUUCUACAGAAGCAAGGGAUCUAAUAGGCCGGCUAUUGGUGAAGGAUUCGUCUAAAAGACUUUCACUUCAGGAGAUAGAGGAGCAUCCAUGGAUAAUCAAGAAUGCAGAUCCAUCUGGUAUUUGCAAUACCAGGUAGAAACAUCACCUCCUCAUCACUUCACUUCUUAACUAAUUGCUCUUAAAUCACGCCUCCCUAUAUUAAAAAAAUAGAGUUUGAUUAAGAUCAGUGUGUAAUUUUCUAAUAUCAUAGUAUUCAUGAUUUAAUAGUAUUCAUGAUUUAACCGUAACGUUAAAAAAAUGAGUUGCUAAUUGCACUCCUCUUCGUACAAA
Molecule: messenger RNA, 1167 nt
Organism: Cucumis sativus (cucumber)
Lineage: Eukaryota; Viridiplantae; Streptophyta; Magnoliopsida; Cucurbitales; Cucurbitaceae
Product: serine/threonine-protein kinase Aurora-3
Exons: 6
Coding region: 284-973 (229 amino acids)
Biological process (GO): protein phosphorylation; mitotic spindle organization; regulation of cytokinesis
Cellular component (GO): spindle microtubule; spindle midzone; spindle pole centrosome
Molecular function (GO): ATP binding; protein kinase activity
Source: RefSeq, a predicted model, not a curated record